CCAGCCUCUGCUGCGGGGCUCGUCAGGACCCCCUCAGCCCAUCCCGCGGCCUCCGUCCACCACUCUCAUCCCAGACCAUAAACUGUGGAGAAGAGCAGGUCUCCAUGAAAUCCAGUGUUCCCUGCCUGUAGAAAACAGAAGAAUCUUUCUGAAUGAAUUAUCUGAGGUUCAUCCUACCGUGGUGCCUCAAAAUGAAGAUCUAGAUUUGUUUGUAGUUUGUAGCUUUUUGUUCAACCCAUCAUAAAGCCCUGAAAGCACUGAUUAUAUUUGGAACGUAGCACCCUUCAGAACAGCAAGGAACAGACCAAGCUGACACCCACAUAAUCCAGUGCAAGUUGAAGAGCAAGGCUUAGUAAAGCUUUACUUAUGAACCUGCCAUUCUGGAUACUCCAUCACACCAAAGUGAUUUUGCAAUACAGCCUCAGUGGAACAGCUGAAGCCUGAUGGGGAUGCUGAACUUGAGACAGUCCUUCAUCCCUAGUGAAGAUUCCUCUGUGCUGGCUUCAAACCCAUGAGAGCGACUGUAUGCAGGACCUUUUCCUGAUCAGUAUGAGCUGCCUACCUGCUAUAUAAUAAUGCGAGAAGGGUCUACUCCGUAGUCUUGUGCAGUCCUCAUGAAGUGGAUGGUGGCAGCAAGGCAAUCCUCAAACUGUGUUGGAUAUGGAUGCUCAGGAGCUAAGCGAUACCUAAACGGGAAUGAGAAGAAGGAAGAAAACAGGAAUCAUAAAUGACCAGAGAAAAAAUGUUUUAGGAGAUCCUAACAUCACAGAGGCAUCUCCAAAUUCAGAGUUAACACUGUCAUGAAGAAGAACAGAGAAUUUGGCCAGUGCAGUGGUGAAAGACUUGUGAGCAGAAACAUGAAGGAAUUCACUUUGGGACAACUUCUAACUUACAGUUAGGAACAACUGCUGUGAUGUGACAGAUCCUUGUUAUCAACAAAGAUCAUCCUGUGGGGUCGAACUGAGAAAUGCCUGAAGGAGACCACAGAGGAAAUCAGGAUGAUGGGGACAGAAUGUCACUAUUUCAUCUGUGAUGUAGGAAAUCGAGAGGAGGUCUAUCGGCAGGCCAAAGCUGUGCGGGAGAAGGUGGGUGAUAUCACUAUCCUGGUGAACAAUGCUGCUGUGGUCCAUGGGAAGAGCCUGAUGGACAGUGAUGAUGAUGCACUGCUCAAAUCACAACAUAUAAACACCCUGGGACAGUUCUGGACCACCAAAGCAUUCCUGCCAAGGAUGCUGGAGUUGCAGAAGGGACACAUUGUUUGCCUGAACUCUGUCCUGGCCUUGUCAGCCAUCCCUGGUGCCAUUGACUAUUGCACCUCCAAAGCCUCAUCCUUUGCAUUUAUGGAGAGCCUGACCUUAGGGCUGCUCGACUGCCCUGGAGUGAAUGCCACAACAGUCCUGCCCUUCCACACCAGCACAGAGAUGUUUCAGGGCAUGAGAAUCAGGUUCCCUAACCUUUUUCCUCCUCUCAAGCCAGAGACAGUGGCUAGGAGGACAGUAGAAGCAGUUCAGAUGAAUCAAGCCUUCCUGCUCCUUCCAUGGACAAUGCAUGUUCUUGUCAUCCUAAAGAGCAUUCUCCCUCAGGCAGCACUUGAAGAAAUCCACAAGUUUUCUGGGAGCUACACCUGCAUGAAUACUUUCAAAGGACGAACAUAGACUUAAUGGUGCAAGGACUGUUCUUCAGUGGAACCAGCACAAGCAUGAAAAUCCUGACAAGGCUGUGAAUCAGCAGUCUUGGCUUUCAGCCUGUUCAUGUGACUUGCGCUGCUCUGAGGCAACACAUUUCUUGCAGGUCAUAUCCAUAGUAACAUGACCUUUGCACAAGAUUGAAUAACUAGACUAUGGACCCUUGGAAAGAAAAACAAAAAGUGUGAAAUGUUUAUAUGAUGGUUAAUUCUUUAAAUUGUUAAAUCUACUCAUAGUUUUAAGAUGUAAUUUUUGUUCCUAAAGCGUCUGUAGGCUGUUUCAGCACAUCACACCCCAUGCAUUCUUUCUGCCCUCUUCAGAGGAACUGCAAUUACAAACUGCUUCUGGUUUCAUUUCAGCUUUUUCAAUGAGGAAUUUAAAAAAUACUUUGAAGAACUAAAAGUUAUGGACAUUUAAUGGAAGCUUCCUUCCUUUCCUUCACUUUACAUCCCUUCAUGAAGCUGUUCCCAAGUCACAUCAGGGAAGGAACAAACUGUGGGGCAAUGUUUCCUUUGAUAAGGGCCACCCAGGACUUCUGUCUGGAAGGACUGUGCUGGGCUCAGGAAAGCUGUCUUACUUCACCUGAGAAGGCUGGAGGGGAAUGCUCAGUCAAAAGAGCAGACAGUUUGAAUAGUGGAAGAUUCUUUCUGUCACUGAACUCAUCUAUGAAAUUUAAUUGUCUUUCUGGAUAUCUUUGUUCAUUUAUGAUAAAAUACAUACAUAUUUUCAGCUUUAAUCCCAGAUUGCCAGGUAGGCAGCAUCACACUGGGGAGGAACUAAAUCCAGUACUAAAACUAGAAUCUGCUUAUACAAACAUACAUUCACUGACCUAAUCCAUGCAGAAGAAAAUCCAUUGUUUGAAUCUGAGCAGUGAAGUAAGUUGAAUAAUGGUCUAAAACCAAAAGAGACAGUACUUUAGUCCUUAUGAAAUGUGAAGUUUGGAAGCACAGUUAGCAAAGACCUGAUUAAAUGCACAUUGAAUUCGACUGGGACUAUAUCCAUUGUUUGUUAGGGGCAUUGAGUCAGGCACGGAUCAGCCAGAAGUGAUAAAUACUGCUCGGACUGAAAUGCCAGAAGCAGCUAGACAUUAUUUAUUUUUGUGGUGAUACAUUCUCUUUGACAGCCUAGUAAGAGCAACACUGCAUUCCAUUGCCAGAUGCAGUGUGCAGCACUAGGCACAGUAAUGUAGCUGGAACACUGCUAAAAGAGGAAUUAAUAUAAUUGCAAUACAAGGAAGGAGCAAACCCAACUGGAGAACACCUGAAUGAGUGCCUCAAGGAAGGCCACCUGGUUAAAGGAAUGAAUUUAAGUCUCCUGAGCUGAAUUUCAAGCUUUUCUGUAAAUGUCCUCUGUAACCUGAGGCAAACUGCAUAAUUUCAAACCUGACCUGCAAAGCAGAUAUUUCUAGUGUGUCCCUACCUCAAAGUUGAAAGUCUGACUACCUAAAUGUUUGCUAAAACCUCAGCAAAUUCAAAUUGAACAUGCUCUAGAAAGGAAAAGUAUUUCUUCAUAAAGCCAGAGCUUAUAUACAGAAGUUUAGAAGAGGAAAACCCUCAUAUGCCUAAAUAUAUAAUUUCCUUUGAGAGACCUGAUUUACAGCAGAAAAGCUGUGAGCUGUAUUUGAAAUACUCCUUUGGUUCUGCCAUGGAGAAUGGAAGAUCAGUGAUUUAGGUACAAUGAUGUGAAUUGAAUGUUAAAAACUAGUAGCUACGUAUCUUCUUGAGCAGUUCAAGAGGAAGACAGCACCCAAGGUGCCACUGAUACAAGCCCUGCUGCUUGUGGGGGUGUUCUGAGGAGCUCUCCUGGCUGGGUCAGUGCUUCCCUUCUAAGUGCAGAACAUACAAGCUGUAGCACUGUGCUGGCUCUGGAAACAUUUCUUACAGUGGAGUUUUGUUUUGAAUUCCUAGAUGUCUGAGGCUCUCUGGAGAGGAUGAAAAGUAACUUUGAUCUGUGAUUUUGACACCCACCCUCAUAGACUCUUUCAGCUUUAUUUUUUGUCAAUUUUUUGAGAAGAAACCCAGUUCAUUGAAAACACAAGUGCAAUGAAGGGAGAACCCUUCAAGGAUCUGCCAGGAAUACUGAAGGUACCAUAUUUAUCACAAGGCACUUGGGAAGGGAUGAUCAGACAUACCUACUCUUCUGCACUCUGAUCCUUACUGGUUUCUCAUUAAUCACAAGUGUGCCAGACUUGUAGAUGCAAGAGCAAACAGAAUUGGUGAAAGAGGGUGAAGUCUUCCUUUAAUUAAACCUUUAUGCUGAGAUUCUAUUAUUUGAUAACAUCCUAAUGCAAAAGGGAGGUAAAAGCUGGUACACACACUGAAAUUAAGUCCCCACACAUUCCCAAAUCCUCAGAUGAAUCUGCUCUUUUCCUGUGCUGCAUAAGAGACAUUCCCUAUCAUCAGAGGUUGUCUUACAUACCAAGUGCUGUUGAUUUCUUUUUAAUGAAUAUAAACAAGUCAGAACAUAGCUGAGACUCUCAUCAUCUCACUCCUCUCAUGCACAUGCACACAAACUUCCCUCUCUCUUCCCCUCAGGGUCUCUGAGCGGACAGCAGGUCAAAUAGCAGUCACAGUGGGGGAGAGGUAUGCAGCAAACAGAAAAUAAUGAGGAAAACAUUGACUUUGCUUUUCAAAUAGUAAGGAAGAGUUGGGUAAGAGAAUUUCUUGUGAGUGUUGCAAGACAGAAUGCUCUUCAUUCAGUGAGCUACUUGCAAAUCUGGAUGCAUACAUUUGAAGACUUGAUUUUUAUAGAAAGGCUCCUCUGGAAUGCCUGCUGAGGUCUACUCUCCCCUUCACAUAAGGUUAGUAUUGGGUAAUCUCAAAGUGCUACAAAUGUCCACAAGCUUUGUUGAAGCCUAAGGCCUUCUCAGAGGAAUUUCCGCCCUUUGACUUACUUUAAUUUUGGUUUUCCCUGCUCUUUCCACUGCCUCCUGCUUUCCACUGCACUAGGUUUUUUCCCUUCUGUUUUCCUGUGUCAUCACUGCACUUCUCCAUGCCACCAUCUUGAAGCCAGAUGUCAUACAAAGACUCUGGAGUAAGUUGAAAUCCUUGUAUGUAUUUAUUAUCCUGUUGGAGGAGUCUAGGUGAAGCUGUAGGAACAUGUCACUUAAGUUUCAUAUGAAAUUAGUUUUACUUGCUCCAAUCUGUGAAGAAGUAGAAGACCUCUUACCAUCAUUUUUAUUCAGGAGAUUGUUGCUAGUUUAAGGUAUGAACUACAGAGAAAUGUUAGCUGUUUUGGGACAUACAUUCUCUUGAUUUCAGACACCAUGUUUUAAUGGGAGGAUUUUUAAGUUCCAGGUGCUUUCACAGGCUGGUGUUCAUACAAAGUGUUUUUCAGAAUCAGCGAGGCAGGGCAGGGAGAGAAGGAGUCCUAUGUAAGUAAAUCUGAUUCCUCAUGUGAGUAUGUAUUUUGGUUUUAAUGAGGAAAAGACAAAAAUCAUGUUCCCUUAUGCAACCUUGGUGAAAUUUAAAAGGCUCUUCCAGCCAUAUCCCUGCUGAUAGCUUGGUUUUAGCAGGAUGAAGAAAAGAAGGAAGCCCUGAAGACGGGAACUUCACAGAAAGUGCCUGGGCAAGCGAUUCUGAUGUUCGUAAAGAGGAACUUUGUACUUUCAUGUAAGGUGUUAAUAAGUGUGGGUGGGUAUGAUCCCAUCUCCUUUCAGACAACUCCCUGAACACUCCCACCUUCAGAUAUUAGCAGAUAGUGCUGCACUUGCCAAAUCUCAUAAAAACCCAGUCACAGACUCAGUACAGGCAAAGCAUGAAUGGGUGCAUUUCUAUUGAAGAGAAUAUGUCUGUUUGUAGCAGACAUUAAUGUGGACCCAUGCUUUCCUUGAGCUGAACUGCAGCUGUUGAGAAAAGAAUACAGAGUGACCUUGGAUCAUCUAUUUUGGUUUCAUGUUUUCACGUAGCUUUAAUAAACUUAAUCUUGGUGACAGCAACUUUUUUGACAACAACUUGUUCAUAAGUUUGGGGGUAAAGCAAGAGUAUGCCAAAUGUCAUCUUGCAUUUUUACCAACCAACCAACCGCCCCAAGAAUCAGAAUACUCUGCACUGGCUUUGUAUCGCUCACCUCCCUGGUGCUAAGAUCCUCCAAGCUUCUCACCCUGCUGGAGUUUGGAGACUGAGCAAAACCUGUCAGCCACAAGCAGCAGUUAAUUCUCUAGUCAACAGAAUCUUCUUUGCUAGAGUGCUUUUCUAAAGGAGGAUUUGAGAUGUGAAUAAUGACAGAUUUAGGAUUGCUGAGGCUUUCUGGCUCUCUCACAGGUUUCAGCAACUAACUUGGAGAUGACAUGAAGAAAAGCAGAACUUCAUCUUCUCCCUGCUAGUCAUUCUCCUUUAUCCACUGUUUCCUACAAGAAGCUGGCAAUUUGGUCACUUUUCUGACUGAUAAACUGCCCCUCUUCUCACCCUCUAAUUUACUAGAAUCACCUCAGUACCUUUCUUCAAUCCUCUCACGGAGUAGCAGCUUCAGCAGAAACAACCCUUUCUGUAUUCUUGAGGAGAGUCAGAUCAUCAAGGUAAUGUGUGAAGGAGACCAGGCUCUGCUUUGAUGGGUCUGAGCUACCCUAGCCUGUAGACUAUUUAUGGAUGACCUGAGUGCUGCCAGUACCAUGGCAGGUAGUGAGUUUCCUCUGCUUCUGUCAUCUUUCCUUGAAACAUAAUACCCUCUUUUGCUUCUGUAAGAGAUGCCUCUAAUGCUUUAGCAGAAACAGUGUGGACUGAGUACAACUGACAAGCCUAGACCUCUGAGGAAACAAUUUGUAUCUUCACACCCUUGGGGGCACAGAGUCCAAACUUAAUAGUUCUGUAUGCUCACCUUUGCUAUGGGCAUUGUCACAUACUAAUGCAGAAAAGAAACCCUGAGACAAAUGUAUAUGUUGAUUUGUGCAUAAAUCUAGAAAAGAACAGUUCCUCCUUAAACGAGAGAAGAACACUCCAGUUUGAGCUGAGCAUGAGUAAGCAUACAAGAAAACCAAAUAGAGGAUAGAUACAAUUCUAGAGGGAGUGUGAUGGCCCUAAACAGACAGUGGUGAGACGCCACCUUGUAUUCCUGAAGUUAGCUAACACUAAAGGCAUGUGAUUUCCAUCCAAACACAAAGUCUAUAAAAGCGGCACGUUGUUACUCUUCAUUCUUACAGGUCAUCAUGCCCUAAAAAGCAGUUCAUUAGCUUCGUAGCCAGUUACUGUUUGCUCUCUUGUGCCAUCCAUCAUGCCCAGGUAUUACAAGGACAUGCGGUUCUCUGGCUUUUGUUAAUACUCAUUCUAACCACAUGCUCCCAAGUAGAUGUGGUUCAGUUUCCUGUUUUUUUUUCUUAUUCAAAAGCAUUUUUUUAAUUCAAGUUUUAUUAAUCUGAAAGAGUUGCCUCUGUGUUGUUCAGGCUUUUCACAGACAAGCAUCCUAGGCAUGAAUUUUCUCUGUCUAUGUUAAUCAAAUGAUAAUGAAAAGAAUACAAAAGUGAAAAGUUGUUGUUUGACAUCUUCCCCAAGCAUUCUCAUUCCCAAAGCCAUGUGGAAUUAUUGGAAGGAAAUAACUGUUGGAAUAUCAAUGCCUUAAAUCUGGACAUGUCAGAAGCCUUCUGACUUCUGACUGAAAGUGACCCUGGCUUCUAAAAUUGACUACCUACAGAUCUUCUGAGGCAGUUUGCCACUGCUACUGGUUACCUGAUCAAACCCUAUUAAAGUACACUCAUACAGAGGAAGAGGGCAUGGAAAGCUGCAGUACGUAGAAGCAUGGAACAAAUGGAUUUAAACUUGUGGUCCCACAAGAUGCUUCUAAAAACACAGAUUAAAGAAUGAGAUGACAUGUGAUAGCCAGUAUAGAACCAAGUAUUGCACUGAGGUCAGGCACCUAAGGGUGUCUGAGAGUAGCCUACAUGACUUCCAGAAGCCCUGCCCUAGAUUUCAACCCUGACUAGAUCCUUCCCUUGAACCACUCUGUGCAAACACUGGGCAUUGUGAAUAUGUUAACCAAAAUGCUGCUUCAUCUUCCUUUUCAACAUCAGGCUUCUGCUUUGGGCAUUGCUCUUGAUCUGAUGAGCGUUCCUAGGUACUGCUCUGCCACAUUACACUGUUAACAUUAGCUGUAAGAAAAGGAGACAAUUCAUUGCCAUCUAUUCCAGACAAGUUAGUGCCUUUGUGCAGAGAAAUGACUGCAACAAGUGAAGGGGCGAUACUGUUUCUGGAAUAUUUUAGCUAUAUGAAAUAUCCUGUCACAUGAAAUUGGAGUUUAUAAUAAAAAGGGCUCAUCUCAGAAGAACAUAAACAGAAGAUGGAAAUGGUCAUAAUGGAAAACAAGUGAUAGUGCAACACACAGGUCCUCUUCCUUGAGCCUGCUGGGAAUGCUAAUUUCAUGCAGACAUGCCAUACUGAAGUCAGUUCCCUCACAUGGUCAUUACACCCCCUGCAACUCUGCAUGUUACAAGUAAGAGCAGAGGUGACAAGUCCCUGCUCACUCAACUGUUGAAUAUAGCAAAAUAAUUGCUUAUUUAAAAAAAAUCCAUCAGAGAACAGAGCAACUCUUCAAUCUCAGCCUUAGAAAAUGGAGAAAAUUUGCUCAGAUACCAGAAAGAGAAGCUACAGCAGCUCUUAGCUUAUUCCUUGAGUUCUUAGGCCAUAUUUUCCCUAUGGGAAAUAAUAAAUAAAGUGAGAAGAAUAUGAUUGACUCAAAUCAGCAACAGGAUUAAACAGGAUCACAAUUGUGAGCUAUUCCUUAGCUUUCUUUUCCCCAGCAACAAAAUACCUUGUGGUCUUCUCUGGAUUCCCACUAGGGCUGCAAAUUCAUGGAGAAUACUUGCAGAGCUGGGCAAUAGUUUGUCACUCUUUUAAGGGCUGUGCAAAAGGCAGCAGAGAGACACCGGCAAGCAACAGUGCAUGUGCUUUAGCAGCUGAAUAGUCUCUAACUUUCAGUAUUCUAAUAUUCUUGAAUAUUCAGUAUUAGUGAUCUGACAUGUUUCUCAACUGUAUGCUAUUGCAAAAAUCUCUCCUUCACCCACAUCAACUAUUAUAAUACCUUUGAACCCUAAAACAUUCAGCUUCUCUGUUGUCCUGUUGACGUAGCUGAGGUUUAACAUAGUGUGAGGUUAAACUCUGGAGUGUAACAUCAAAUGAAAUACAGUGUUGAAUUUCUUUAGGAAGCAUCUUGAUGCUGAAACAGACAAGUAAUGAAAACAAGAAGCGUUGAUGUCCUGCAGCAAAAGUUGCUAUAUAUAUCAAAACCCAAAGAAGUUGAGUACCAACAACUGUUUUUAAACAUUCAAUAGACUACUCAACUUGCAUCAUUACAGGGUUAUAGCACUGAGCCUUCUGACCUCCCUUUGACUGGUUUAAACAUAGAGUCGAUGCAUCUGCAUUCCAGUUAAAACCAGAUUUCCUAAUACACAUCCCCUCUGUUCAACCAAAUUAUAGAAUUGUAAGUUUACCUGUGUUAAAACUAUAAGUUGUUUUUCAGUUCAGGCAGUUACUCCUCACAGCUCUCAAUCCCUACAUCAAAUAAUAAAAUAAUCUUAAUUCUGUCAAACUCUUAAGCCCAGUAUUUAGGAGCACUGAGGCUUUCUGGCUGGAGAUGUCACAUUUUCUAUGAUGCAACCUGGUAGGUAGUGUUGCAAUCUUCAGUAUUUCCCUUUAAAACUUCUUCAUAUUGUCAGUCAGGUUUGCCAAUGGCUCCUCACAGCAUAGAAAAGACAAGUUAUAUCCUGUCUUCUUCAGUGAACUGAGUUCUUGUAAAUGAACUUCCAGAGGAGACAAGGCAUUUGUUCUUUUGAAUGAGCCACAGGAGCCAUGCUGAGUUUAUUUUAGCUGGGUUUAUAUUAGGUCUGAUUUUUGCUGAUUCCUUCAUUUUUCAGCAUUUUGGCUGUCUCUUCCAGUUGUUCCUGUUGGGGAAGACUGUGUUUUGAGAUUUUCUGAGCCAGAAUGCUAUUCAUGCAGGUUGUUCAUCCCUGUGCCUUCCCUCCAAGAAGUCUCUCACUUGUGUGUGCUGGUGUUCACACCUUCUCAUGCAUUAAUACUGCAAACUGCCCUAAGUAUCUUUGAGAUUAGCUUCCUUUAAAGCAUGAAGUGUACAAAAAUCCCAGCAAGCCAGCAUUACUUCUACCUAACAAGUUGAGAACUGCACAUUCUUUUUAAUACCUACAGGAUCUGAGUUUGAACUGGGAAGACUCUUACAUAGUGGCUGCCCAGAACAUCACUUUAUGGUUGAAGGGGGAAUCAUGAGCUAUAAUUCUCAAACCAUUAAAGCAGGAAGGUUUGCUGAAAUGGGCAGUAUCUGCAUGAAAAGUCCAGAGGGUGCAAAUGGUAUGUGUAAGUGCAACAUCUCUACUUUCUGUGACAAGGACUCAAACUGUAGAUCUACUGGCAUUUAUAGAUCCGUACUCAACAGAAAAUAAAGACACAUGAACCUUU
Messenger RNA from Melopsittacus undulatus (budgerigar), 10081 nucleotides. RefSeq names its product dehydrogenase/reductase 3 (gene DHRS3). NCBI's taxonomy places the organism in Eukaryota, Metazoa, Chordata, Aves, Psittaciformes, Psittaculidae. The record is from RefSeq and is a predicted model, not a curated record. Gene Ontology annotation, cellular component: lipid droplet. Bases 999 to 1655 code for a protein of 218 amino acids. The transcript has 13 exons. Gene Ontology annotation, molecular function: all-trans-retinol dehydrogenase (NAD+) activity. Gene Ontology annotation, biological process: regulation of retinoic acid receptor signaling pathway; retinoid metabolic process.